Neolamprologus brichardi is the source of this 2472-nucleotide messenger RNA. It is a transcript of the gene wasf3a, whose product is annotated as WASP family member 3a. Gene Ontology annotation, cellular component: cytoskeleton; SCAR complex. Gene Ontology annotation, biological process: actin cytoskeleton organization; positive regulation of Arp2/3 complex-mediated actin nucleation. The record is from RefSeq and is a predicted model, not a curated record. Lineage: Eukaryota; Metazoa; Chordata; Actinopteri; Cichliformes; Cichlidae. Gene Ontology annotation, molecular function: protein kinase A regulatory subunit binding; Arp2/3 complex binding; actin binding.
UGUCAACGUAAAGUACACUACAGAAUGCAGCAGGCCAGCAAAUAGUCUGUUUAAUUUGGAGGAAACAGCUUGGACUCGACUUUGACAGCUUCUUCCCUGCGUGCUGACGUGAACAAAACGAGCCAACCGGCAAGCCAACGCUAAAGCUAUUCUAUGUCCACAGGUUGCAGUAAGCAGUGAGCUGUCAGCUCUGUCCUCUGACUCCAAGCAGCUGGGGAGAUGUGAGAAGGGGUCAUGCCUCUGGUGAAGAGGAACAUUGAGCCUCGGCACCUGUGCCACAGUGCCGUGCCCGACGGAGUUGGCAACGAGCUGGAAUGUGUAACCAACAACACGCUGUCCGCUAUAAUUCGACAGCUCAGCAGUCUGAGUAAGCAUGCAGAAAAUGUUUUCGGGGAGCUUUUUAAUGAAGCCAACACCUUUUACGUGCGCGCAAACUCUCUUCAGGAUCGAAUUGACCACUUGGCCAUCAAAGUCACCCAACUAGACUCCAGUGUGGAGGAGGUUUCCCUUCAAGACAUAAACACGAGGAAGGGCUUCAGAAGCUCGAGUGUCCAGGACCAGCAGGUUUUAUCCAAGAGCAGCCUUCCUAGUGCUGUAGCCGACAUGUACAACAGCAGCGACAGACCUCCUCCUCUCAGCAACCUCACUGCUUACAGAGAGGAUUCUACUGAUGCAAUGAAAUACUACUCUGACCCGUCAUACUUUUUUGACCUGUGGAAAGAGAAAAUGCUUCAGGACACAGAGGAGAAGAGGAAAGAAAGGCGGAGGCAUAGGGAACAGAAGCGAUGUGUGGACAGCAGCACCAUUCAGCGUGAGGUGAAGAAGGUCAGAAAGGCACGAAACCGCAGGCAGGAGUGGAACAUGAUGGCGUUUGAUAAAGAGCUCCGUCCAGAUCACAGACAUCCACAGAGUCUCAGGCGAGGAGCAUCCUCUGAGGGCUCCCUUUCGCCAGAUGGGAGGCCUGACCUCUUAGAUUACCCCAUCCCUCCAGUGCCUGCCCAUGCUGCUUGUAACUCUGCCAAGUCUCACGAUUACGUUCCUGGGAACACACAUCCCUCACCACCUGUGGAGCAUGAAUACCAAAGCAUUGAUGUCAACUACAAGAGAGUAACCUAUGCCGCAGCAGAGCCUCGUGCUGCAGACCGAAUGAACGGUUCAAUUCGUCUCCCUGCAGAUUACAAGUCUAUCCCACCACCUCCUGCCCCCGGCCCUCCAAUCCCAUCAGCCCAGACAGCCUUUGGUUUUCCACUGGGUGCACAUCCUCCAGCGCCACAUAAUGGCGUUGGGCACGCGGGCCCGGGCUGCCCACUCCCACCAAUACCUCCUCCAGGGAAUCACACGGUCCCUCCACCCCCAGGUCCCCCACCUCCUCCUCUCCCUCCGCCAUCUGCACCCUCACACCUAGCGGGACACAGUGAAGGCUGCAGACGAGAGACCAAACCUGUGAGAGACGCAAGAAGUGACCUGCUGUCUGCCAUCCGCAUGGGCAUCCAGUUGAAGAAAGUCCAAGAGCAGCAGGAGCAGCAGAGCAAGCGGGAGCCGGUGGGGAACGACGUAGCCACCAUCCUUUCCCGACGCAUUGCAGUUGAGUACAGCGACUCUGAGGAGGACUCUGAGCUCGAUGAGAAUGAGUGGUCGGACUGACAAAACACUGAAUUGGUCUUUUCUCCACUGGAUCUUCAGCACAGAUGAAAGAAAACUGUGAAACACUCCAUCUAGCUCCAUCUAGUGGAGUCUUUGUACCAAGCCACUGCUGCCAAAAUACCUCUACCUUGUGGUUUUUAUUUCUACUUUCAUAAUAAAUAUUUCAUGAGCAACUGAACCACUAAUCUAGCACAUCUACACAGUUUGCACCAUUUUGUUUUGUAACAGGUAAAUAUCCUCAUUUCAAAACAGAGUCAGUGUGUGAUAAAUCACACAGUUGGAAAUGUGACCCAUUAGUUUCUUAAGAUUGUCUUUGUAUACUGCUUGUUCUAGCAAAAUGUCCUUACGUGAUGACCUCCUAUCUUUGUCCAGCAGCAUCCCAGCGGAGAGCAUUUCAGUGUAAGAAAAGCAUAGGUAUAAAUAAUACAUGUUACCAUUGGCUGACCUCCACAUAGCUUCUUCAGUUUCGAGGUCUUUGUAUUAAGCACGCUGGCUCAUUGGCACACUACCUAACUAGCCAGCUCAAACACUCAAACAUACAAGUAGAGCAAGCCUGUGCUUUCCCUACUAUGACAAGUUAUGUGCUGUGAUAUAAACAAGCACUGAAUCAUACCAUAAUAUUGAAAGAUUCAAGGGUUUUUGUUUUAAUUUAAUCUUCCUAAUCUCACACUUAAUUCUAUUAGUUUUGUAAUAGCUACCUCAAGUUGUAACAAUUUCUCAGUUCUGAUUGUGUGUAUGAAAGUAUCAUGUCUGACAUUAAUUCUAUUUGUUGUGAUGUGUCUUUACAAAUACUGAUAUAUCAAUAAACUUUCCAAAUUAGCAAGAAAA